Dentiscutata heterogama is the source of this 143-nucleotide messenger RNA. Lineage: Eukaryota; Fungi; Glomeromycota; Glomeromycetes; Diversisporales; Gigasporaceae. The record is from the annotation of a GenBank genome assembly.
UCAAAAACCAAGAAAUUAGAUAAAGAGGAGGUUACUGAAAUUAUUGAUAAUACUGGUGAUGAAAGUGUUUUUUUAGAUGAGAAUGUUGAUUCUAGUAAUGUAGAUUUACUUGUUGAGAGAGCUAUAAAUACUUUAUUGAAUGU